Messenger RNA from Drosophila subpulchrella, 6573 nucleotides. RefSeq names its product dedicator of cytokinesis protein 7 (gene Zir). Gene Ontology annotation, biological process: positive regulation of GTPase activity; small GTPase-mediated signal transduction. The record is from RefSeq and is a predicted model, not a curated record. Lineage: Eukaryota; Metazoa; Arthropoda; Insecta; Diptera; Drosophilidae. Gene Ontology annotation, molecular function: guanyl-nucleotide exchange factor activity. Bases 97 to 6291 code for a protein of 2064 amino acids. The transcript has 12 exons.
ACGGGUAUCGACGGCGCUGCAAGUAAACAAUUAUUUCUGUUUUGUAUUUAAUAACAUAAUUAAACACACAAGCACUCGGAAUUCGCAAAAAUUAAAAUGUCGAGUGCGCAACGCUCGUUUGUGCAAAAAGUUUCAAAGCAGUCGGCUGCAGAUGUACGAAAAAAUGUUUCAAGCUGUCAUCUAUCAAAGACAAUCGACACAUCACUGUGCGCUUCCACGGUUUCCCCGACGGAGCCGCUGGACUAUGAAGAAUUUCUUUCCCAACACAUGAACAUUAUCAACCGGGAUCCCCUGAAACACAUAUUGGACUUUCCUCAAGGAGAUGUAACUGUUAAAGUCAUUCCCCGGAAGAUCCGAACUGUUGAUCACAUCGUCCCGACCGAAAAUUUAUCUGAUUUGCCCCAACACGUACAAGAAUGUGUCAACUGCUAUACACGCCCAUGGAAAGUGGUUGAGUAUGCGCAGCGGCACCUCUCCAGCUCGUGCUAUAUCCGCGAGCGUAUCGACCGGGGAACCAUUAGUCCAUCCGCGUACCAGCAGGAGUUUGAGAUCGACAAAGAUUUCUCAUCGUUUGAAGAAACGUUUGCCUAUAAAAGCGAAAGCUGCACUCCAAGCUCCAGGCAAUCGAUUGCCAGUUUGGCUUCAGUUAGCUCUUGCACGGACACUUUGACACCCCGAGGUUCCUGGGCCAGCUUUGAUCUUCGACGCUCAGUUAAUGAUCCACUGAUACCAAACUUGCUCGACAAUGUACCGCCUGAGCAUAUUGACCAAACCAACGAGGCACGCCGGCAGCAGGAUCGUCAAGUGGCUCUUUUUUCGCUAUAUCCGGAAUCUGAAGCGGAGGAAAGCAUAGAACGCCGGCUUCUCGCUGAGAUUCCAGUUGAGCAUAUGGGCCAUCGCAUUCAGGUAAAAUGCCUGCAGCUUCGGCUUGAGCUUGAAGUGGAACCAAUUUUCGCCUCUAUGGCCAUUUAUGACGCCAAAGAACGACAAAAAAUAUCAGAAAACUUCUACUUCGACAUGAACUCGGAUAGUCUCAAGCGGAUGUUGUCAAGCCACGUCCAGUGCGCCGAUAUCAGUACCCAGAGUCAUUCGGCCAUAUUUGAAAUUUCAUACCCAAGCAAUGAUUUAUUUCUGGUGAUUCGUCUAGAGAAGGUUCUGCAGGGUGACAUAAACAAUUCUGUCGAGCCGUAUCUAAAGGAAGACAAAGACAAAUACCGAGAGAAAGUAAAAUUCAACGCGGCGGACUAUUGUGAGCGUUUAGGCAAAUAUCGAAUGCCGUUUGCAUGGACAGGCAUCUACCUAUCAAAUGUUUUUAAUGGUGACAAUUUCGAAAGCAAGGACGCUGGCGGGACGGAAAAGGAUUCUUUUGGAAAUGGAACAGGUAGUGGUUUGGGCACCGCCCCAAGCUCCAACAGUUUGGACCGCAAGUCCUCAACAAGCAGCUUUGAUCAACUAAGGCGCAAGGCUAAUGAUAUGAGCGGAACCCUUACCCGGCGUGGUUCUCUAGAACGAAAGGAAAAGCGCCGGUCCUGGUCGCCUGAUGAUUUCGCGAACGUUGUAGAAAACUUUCGACCUGUCACUAUAACGGUGCCAAGCUUCUUUAAGCAAGAGGCAGAUAAAAUGAAAGACGAGGACUUGUACAAAAUUUUACCAGAGUUGAAAAGACCGAGCUCAGUUAUGAAGAAGUUAAAAUGCAUACCUGGCUCUAUUAAACUAGAAAUCUCUCCUUGUGUCGAGGAAGUCAAGAACGCACUAACUCCAGAGCUUGCAAGUAUAAACCCUCAAAGUACCGAAAACUUUCGACCGGUUAAGGAAAUCUUAGAGUUUCCCCAAUCAGCAAUUUACAAUCCACAUUAUACCUACCGCAAUCUUCUUUUUGUGUCGCCAAAAGAGCUGAAUUUUUCUUCCCGUGCGGGCUCUGCUCGUAACAUUGCUGUGCGCGUACAACUCAUGGCGGGCGAAACGCCAAAAGAUGCGGUUAAUGCCAUAUAUGGCAAGUCAUCUUGCCCUAAAUUUUCCACUGAGGCAUUUACGGCAGUCAAUUAUCACAACAAAUGUCCAUCUUUUUAUGAUGAGAUAAAAAUAGCACUUCCUGCAUCGAUAAAACAGCAUCACCAUUUAUUCUUUACUAUUUAUCAUGUAUCCUGUCAAAAGAAACCACAGGACUUGCAGCCGUCCGUAGAGACUCCUAUUGGAUAUACCUGGUUGCCAUUACUGGAAGACGGGAAACUUAAGUUUGGAGAAUUUAAUCUCCCUGUUAUGGUAGAAUCACCACCGGAAAACUACUCAUUUAUUCCACCGAAUGUCCAUCUGCCUGGAAUUAAAUGGCUAGACAAUCAUAGAGCCGUGUUUGCUAUUAAUGUGGAAGCAGUUACUGCAGUUCAUACUUUGGACUCGUUUCUUGAUCGAUUCUUCUUAAUUUGCGAAUAUUUAGACACGCGAAAUAUACCUUCACACAUUGGCGAAAGUAAUAUAGAGGCAGAGUUAAAGAAAUGCUUGCUAGAUAUAGAGCACGCAAAUCGCGAGCCAUUAGUGAGGCAUCUACCCUUAGUCCUGGAUAAGCUUAUUGAAUUGUUGGUAAUAACCCACAAAGUUGGAGGACAGGCAAUGUCCCUAGGAUCUACGGUUUUCGAAGUUCUUUGCUUAGUAUCGUCUCUGUUGUCAAUACUUAACGACGACCAAUACGAUCAAUACGGGCGGCAAAGUUUGCUAUCAACAUAUGUGCAAUUUCAAUGUAAAAUUCCGCACCCAUUUCAAAGUAAGCAGCGACUUACAUGUAGCCGCAGCACAACGGAUGACUUGCCGCUAACCGAAACGUACAGCUUAUAUGAUAAUGUAUUAACUAGUGGUAGAAGUUUGGAUCGCAAAGAGCUACCUAUAGAUAUGCUUCACUCAAUGGCUGGACGGGAUGUACAAGUACGCCUGCUACACGAAGAAUUAGCCCUACAUUGGGUCGUGGCUAGUGGAAAAGCUGCAGACUUAGCUAUGUCAAAUUCGUGGUUCUUGUUUGAGCUAAUUGUUAAAUCUAUGAUUGAACAUUUGCAUAGCUCGAACACUUUAAAUGGUCCCCGAAAGCAUCGGUUUCCUCAUCAGUUUAAUGAUGAUCUGUCCACACUAGUGCACUUAGUUACUACAAAAGUAGUCGGUUAUCAUAGUAAUGAGCCAAAGCUAGCGCAAUCCUUAAAUGCUAGUCUAAGCUUCUUUAUAUUUGACAUACUAAGCAUCAUGGAUCGGGGAUUUGUUUUCGGUCUUAUUAAAACUUAUACCAAGGUUUUGAUAUCCAAAAACUCCUCAAUUCCGGACCUAAUGAACUAUAAAAUAGACUUCUUAAGAAUUGUGUGUAGCCAUGAACACUUUGUAGCUCUGAAUUUGCCAUUUGGGACAUCCUACACAAUGGUAUGCGCACCAUGCAGCCCCACGCCAAGCACCACAUCGAGCAACAGUCAAACAUCUUGCGGGUCACUUGAGCGGGCGCUUCAUGCAGACCUAAGUCAGGACUUCCUCCAGCAACAUUUUCUGGUUGGACUUGUUCUCAGCGAUUUGGCUGCAGUAAUGGAGGUGCCCAAUCCCCAGUUACACGGAAAGGCGAUACGAUGCACUCGCAACCUGAUGACUUCUCAUGACUUGGACACUCGAUACAGCGACACCGAAGCACGUGCAAGGGUGGCCGCUUUAUACAUACCGCUAUUGUCCAUAGUGAUGAACAGCAUUCCUCAGCUCCAUCAACACGGUCUUGAUCAGGACCGUUUGCAGCAAAUCGGCCAGCUUGAAGAUUAUCAAGGCCCACAUCAAACAAUUACAGCAUCAACCAUUAAUCCGGAAGUGGCAUUCGCAAUUUCAGGAAGUCGACCGUACUCCUACUUGAACGAACAAGUUAAAAACAAAUCGCCCCUUAGCUCGGAAAAUACCCGCCAUUUGUUGGUUUGUUUUCUGUGGGUUCUAAAGAAUUUGGAGCGCAACGUUCUAUACCGGUGGCUUUUGGAUCUAAGUCCACACAGAGUGCACCAAAUGCUUCAAGUUGUUAAUGUUUGCCUAAAAACUUUUGAGUAUACAGGACAAAAACACGUCCCCACUCUAAAACGAACCAAUACCCAAAGUUUUAGAAAAACCGGGUCAACUGAUGUUAAGGAAAAACUAGAAGAAUGUAUUAGAGGCACAAAUUCCGCUCGAUACGAUUUAAUUAAUCGCCGAAAAGAUCGCAAUUCGACAGAGAAAUUCCGCUGGCGAAAGGACCAGAUGCCGUAUCGUUCACAAUAUGUAGACGGUGUGGGCAAAAGUGAGCAUGAACUUGAAUUAAGUCACUUCAUCGAAGGCUCUUUGGCGACUGAAGUUGCCCUUGUGCUUCUCGAUACUUUGGAAAUUAUUGUUCAUGUUGCGGCCAACUUAUACCAUAAUCUCCUUGGAACAGUGCUUAAGGUGCUCCUCCAUGCACUGUCCCGCAAUCAAUCUACUCUGGCGCUGCAAAACUUGUUUGCAUCUCAACGCGCUCUUAUUUUCAAAUUUCCAAACCUAUUAUUCGACGACGAGACGGACAUAUGUGCAGAUUUGUGUUUAAUUUUACUAAAGCACUGUGGAUCUCUUUUGCCAGGGAUACGAUCACAGGCAGCUGCAUCAUUAUACUUACUAAUGAGACAAAAUUUUGAAAUUGGAAAUAACUUUGCGCGCGUUAAGAUGCAAGUGACGAUGUCUUUAAGCUCUUUAGUUGGCACUAGCUCGGUUUUUAGUGAGCAAUCGCUACGCCGUGCGCUUAAAACAGUGCUAGUUUAUGCUGAAUCCGACUCCGAUCUGCAGGAUACAUCAUUUCCCGAGCAAGUACAAGACUUGCUUUUCAAUCUGCAUAUGAUAUUGUCGGAUACUGUUAAAAUGAAGGAGUAUCAAGAAGACCCAGAAAUGCUUCUUGAUCUUAUGAAUCGUAUUGCCAAAGGUUACCAAAAUAAUCCUGAUCUUCGGCUAACUUGGCUGGAAAACAUGGCAAAAAAGCACCGCGAGCGUGCAAAUCACACGGAAGCAGCCAUGUGCUACGUACACGCCGCUUCUUUGGUAUCGGAAUAUCUAAGCAUGUUGGAGUCCCAAACACAUUUACCUGUGGGAGCUGUAAGUUUUCAACGCAUUUCUCCCAACACUUUAAUGGAGUCGGCAGUGUCGGAUGACGUCCUCAGUCCCGGCGAGGAUGGUAUUUGCUUGGGAAAUCAUUUUACUGAAACUGGAUUGAAGGCUUUGCUGGAAGAAGCCUCCAAUUCUUUUCAAGUGGCUGGCAUGUAUGAAGCAAUGAACGAGGUGUACAAGAUUUUGAUUCCGAUCUGCGAAGCCAACAGAGACUUUCAAAAACUAAGUAAAGUGCAUGGCAAGUUGCAGGAGGCAUUUAAUCGAAUAGCUCAGCUACAGGGAAAGAGAGUUUUCGGUACAUAUUUUCGAGUUGGGUUUUACGGCGGGAAAUUCGGAGACUUGGACCAACAGGAAUUCAUUUAUAAAGAGCCAACUUUAACGAAAUUGCCCGAAAUAUUCAGUCGGCUCCAGAACUUUUACACUGAACGAUUUGGACCGGACUCAGUGCACAUCAUCAAAGACUCCAAUACAGUCGACAUAAACAGUUUAGACCCCGAUAAGGCUUACAUUCAAAUUACUUAUGUGGAACCUUAUUUUGAAACCUAUGAAAUGCGACAUCGUGAAACAUACUUUGAGCGGAAUUUCAAUAUAAAACGAUUUAUAUAUGCAACGCCUUUUACGAAAAAUGGUAAGGCACACGGCGAACUACAUGAACAAUGUAAACGAAAAACUAUUUUGACCACGGCGAACCACUUUCCCUAUGUAAAAACACGAAUUAUGGUAAUUAGCCGACAGCAAAUAGUCCUGGAGCCUAUUGAGGUGGCAAUUGAAGAUAUUCAAAAGAAAACAUUGGAGCUGGCGGCUGCUACGAAUCAGGAGCCUGCUGACCCAAAAAUUUUACAAAUGGUUCUUCAGGGAUGUAUUGGAACCACCGUCAACCAAGGCCCUAUGGAAAUGGCUAGUGUGUUCCUUUCCAAUUUAUCCGACGGAACAACAGUCCCAACGAAGCACCAAAACAAACUUCGUCUUUGCUUUCGCGAGUUUUCAAAACGUUGUGCUGAUGCUUUGAAAAAGAAUCGCAAUCUAAUUCUUUCAGACCAAAAAGAUUACCAACGGGAAUUGGAGCGUAACAACGAUCGUUUCAUAGAGCGAUUGACUCCCUUCAUUACCCUAACAACAGUUCAAAACCAUGGGGUUGUUAAGGCCAACGCAUACACCAACAAAAGUACUCCACUGAAAUGGUAAAUGUUUGCAAGACGCAGUCUGCAACUAUAUUAUAACAAGCCUCUAUUUCAUGUCUAGCGUAUCGGAUUAUUUUAAGUAACAUUUAGAGUUUGACUGAUCGAUCUCUUUACUUGCUAGUAUAUCAGCUAAUACCUUCUUAAUCUUUUUAUGGACUAACACCAAAUAUUAUUUACAAAUAUUUAUGAAAAAUAAGUUUUAGUAUUUUGUACUUUUUCAAUAUUUUAUAUAAAAUAAAAAUCAGCACCAUUAAAUUUGGGAUCAAAUAUGGUGUAGUAAGCAUAA